Molecule: messenger RNA, 1738 nt
Organism: Hevea brasiliensis (rubber tree)
Lineage: Eukaryota; Viridiplantae; Streptophyta; Magnoliopsida; Malpighiales; Euphorbiaceae
Product: cytochrome P450 77A3-like
Exons: 1
Coding region: 81-1601 (506 amino acids)
Cellular component (GO): membrane
Molecular function (GO): heme binding; oxidoreductase activity, acting on paired donors, with incorporation or reduction of molecular oxygen, NAD(P)H as one donor, and incorporation of one atom of oxygen; iron ion binding
Source: RefSeq, a predicted model, not a curated record
UCUUUUAAACCAUGUCUUCUUCCAUUUAAACCAUUCAUAUUUCGAUUUUCUUCUAUUCUGCGAUCCUUUCUUAAUUUGUAAUGGACUUGAUAGACCUUCUCAUCCUUUUUUCGUCACUUGUCUUUCUCCGUUUAUGGUGGCGAUACUGGUCCCAUACUGGCGGUGGAGCAAAGAAUCUACCCCCUGGUCCGCCGGGUUGGCCGCUUGUAGGCAACUUGUUCCAAGUUAUACUCCAACGCCGUCCCUUCAUCUUUAUAGUACGUGAUUUACGUGCAAAGUAUGGUCCUAUCUUCACCAUGCAAAUGGGUCAACGUACUCUUGUUAUAGUCACCAGCUCUGAGCUCAUCCAUGAAGCUCUUGUCCAGAGAGGCCCAAUCUUCGCAAGCCGACCACCUGACUCUCCAAUCAGACUGGUGUUCAGCGUUGGGAAAUGUGCCAUGAACUCUGCGGAAUACGGUCCUCUCUGGCGAACUCUUCGCCGGAACUUUGUCACUGAGGUGACAAGCCCGAUGAGAAUCAAGCAAUGCAGCUGGAUAAGACAAUGGGCAUCGGAGAAUCACAUGAAAAGGAUCAAAAGGGAGGCCCUUGAAAAUGGGUCUGUUGAGGUAAUGAACAACUGCAGGCUCUCUAUAUGCAGCAUCCUAAUAUGCAUUUGCUUUGGAGCAAGAAUCUCUGAGGAUAGGAUAAAGAAUAUAGAAAGCAUACUAAAAGAGGUUAUGCUAAUGACAACACUAAAGCUCCCAGAUUUCUUGCCGGUUCUUGCUCCUUUGUUUCGCAGGCAAAUGAAAGAAGCCAAGGAACUGAGGAAGAAACAGAUGGAGUGCUUGCUUCCAUUGAUAAGAAACAGAAGAGCUUUUGUGGAGAAAGGUGAAAACCCCAACUUAGAAAUGGUGAGUCCAGUUGGCGCCGCUUAUAUAGACUCGCUGUUUGAGCUGAAACCGGCUCCUAGAGGCCCAUUAGGAGAGCAAGAAUUUGUGACACUGUGCUCUGAGGUCAUUAGUGCUGGAACUGACACUAGUGCAACAAUCAUUGAAUGGGCGCUGCUUCAUUUGGUGCAGAACCAAGAGAUUCAAGACAAGUUGUACAAAGAAAUUGUUGGGUGUGUUGGCAAAGAAGGAUUGGUUAAAGAAGAGGAUGUUGAGAAAUUGCCUUAUCUUGGAGCUAUCGUUAAAGAAACUCUCCGGCGACACCCACCGAGCCACUUCUUGUUAUCUCAUGCCGCAACUAAGGAGACAGAACUUGGAGGCUAUACAAUUCCGGUGGGUGUUAACGUGGAGCUUUACACUGCAUGGGUGACUGAGGAUCCAGAUAUGUGGAAGGACCCGGGAGAAUUCCGACCUGAGAGAUUCUUGGAAGGUGAUGGUGUUGAUGUGGAUGUAACGGGAACUCGUGGGGUGAAGAUGGUGCCAUUUGGAGCCGGCCGGCGGAUUUGCCCGGCGUGGAGUCUGGGUACAUUACAUGUCCAAUUGAUGCUUGCUAGGAUGGUGCAUGCUUUCAAGUGGUUACCGGAUCCGGCUUCUCCACCCGACCCGACUGAAACUUUUGCAUUCACCGUUGUGAUGAAGAAUCCUUUAAAGGCUAUGGUCUUGCCAAGGUCAUGAAUUGAAAAGUUAGUAUUUCCAUGUAUGGCAUUUAAUUUUAAUUGUAUUAUCGAUUAUAAGGUUAAUUAGUAAUCAAAACUUAACUAGUCCAACAUUUUAUGUAAAAAAGUUUGCGUUCUUGCUUUCAAUUUGAACAG